CAUAGCUACAAAACAGCCUCAAUCAGCUUCACACACCAUUUCUCCAGCUCCAAAGCACCUUUUCAAUAUCCAAUCUCCUACCAAAAGCUCAAUUGAAGCCACAUAAACCUCUCGUUACUUCAGCCUUCUUCCAUAACAACCAAACACCAACAUGGCAGCAAAAUAUUCCCGCCGCCCCUCCCACCUCAGCGAGCCCCUCUCUCCCAGCAUCAUCCCCGAGCUCUCGAUCCUCCCACAACCACUCUCCACCGAUGCGCUCCCCUGCGGCCAACUUGUCUCCCGCAGCUCCAAGCUGACCCCAUCUACUCUGCACGACCGCGACUACGACGACAUCGGCACACGCUGGUACAAAGACGUCAUCUUCUUCGACUCCAACACUGGUAACUUCGUCGAGUCCUUCGGCGGCGCACACCUCGUUGAGAAAGCUCUUGCGCCGGGCCAGGAGGCGGGCACUAUUGAGGCGGAGGAGCAGCGGGUUAGACUGCUUAAGGAUCCGGAGAGUAGUUUGAAGAAGAUCUGGACUGAGGAUGAUAGCGCGAGGAGGUGGAUCCGCGAGCAGGACGAGGCGGGGUUUGUUGUUGCGGUCAGGGCUGUGAGUAACGCUAGCUACAAGCGUGCUAGGCUUGUUGAUACGGGUUUGAAGACUUGGGAGGUUGUGAGGGAGGUCGGUGGGGAGGAUAAGAGCGGGAAGAGGAGGGAUUCUGGACUUGAUGUUAAGCCGACGAAUAGUAAGCUCGAUGUUGUUGGUGUGGUGGUUAGGAGGAUCGUUAUGGAGGGUGACGAUGUGGGACUUGGUGGUGAGUUGGGUGCCGAGUACUGGAACUGAAUGAGGGGUGCCACUUCAUCAACAGCAUCACGUUGAAAUAACGAUGGUGAUUUAGGUUGGCGUCAGGGACAUCUUCUGUAUUGCAUACUCCACUUAUAAAUAAACUCGACAACCUUCACAGGUCUUUCUCCUAC
Messenger RNA from Macroventuria anomochaeta, 960 nucleotides. RefSeq lists its product as uncharacterized. The record is from RefSeq and is a predicted model, not a curated record. NCBI's taxonomy places the organism in Eukaryota, Fungi, Ascomycota, Dothideomycetes, Pleosporales, Didymellaceae. The coding region runs from base 152 to 826 and encodes 224 amino acids. The transcript has a single exon.